Symbiodinium necroappetens is the source of this 1810-nucleotide messenger RNA. Lineage: Eukaryota; Dinophyceae; Suessiales; Symbiodiniaceae. The record is from the annotation of a GenBank genome assembly.
AUGAAGCUCGGCUCUUCGAGAGCCUUUGGCUCAUUCAGAGCCCUCACGAUCUUGGCUUGGGUUCUCUGUUGGGUCACGUCCCGGUCGUUCAAGCUGUCGGGGUCUCCCAUCCCGGUGACCGACUCCGUGAAUGCGACCGUCCAGGAGAUUGUGGAGGAGGUCGUUUCUGACGACUUGAAGCAGGACAUGGAGGAGAUCAACAACAUGUCGAACCCCAUGACGGAGAACGCGAGUGAUCCCAUCGAGGGUUUCGGCCAGCUCGCCAAGAACUUGGAGUUUCUUCUCGUGAAGGUCGCACAGCUCGAGGCGGUUGCUGAGAUGCAGCAGGCCGAGGAUGUGAGGCUGCGGAAGAGGAUCGACUUGCAGCAAAAGGAGAUCGAAUCCCUCAAGGCCCAAGUUGGAAGCCACGAGCCACAAGGCGAGGCCUUGCUCGAGAUGGAGGAAGAAGAUGCGCACACACGGCUGCAGGAAGCGCAGGACAUCGUCAAGAGAGUCUUUCUCAAGCACAAUCGUCAGCGAGAGAAGGGUAUCCUCCAUCAUGAAGAGGACAUCGCCACCGCAGGCGAAAGUAGUCAGUCGCAGGAGUCGUCGUCCGAUCGCGAGUCUGGCUUUUGGAAGCACCGGAGAAGGAGAUUUCCCGAAGUUAUCGUCGACUCGGGUCGGGAUGCGGGAGAGGCUGCUGUAGAUGUCGCGACGAACCCCAUCGACACCUUGAAGGAUGGCUACAAUGCUGAAUGGUUGAAGAACAACGCAAUCUCGACAGUGGAACAGGCCGUCGCGAUUCUGAGCCAAGGCUUCUCGAACUUCGGCGCCAGCUGCCCAAACAGUGCUGCGCCUUCGAUCAGAGCAUUCAGCUGGCAUGAACUCAAAAUCUACUUCGGGGAUCUCCGCUGCAAGAUCAGCCUGAUGGGGCAGGACACCCCCUUGUUCGGACUCAACUUCGGCGAGCACGGAAUUGCUGUGCCGGGCCAGCUUCAAGUUCUUGCCCACGUGGGAUGGGAGCUUCAGACCACAUGCCAUGGCCCACACAACCACGUUGAGGUGACCAGGUGCCUUGCCAGAUCGCUUGCGAAGUUAAGUCCACCAGUGGGCUUCUUGCCCGACCGGCUGCAGAAAGUUGCUAAUGGCCAAGUCUUGGAUCUUCUGCCUGAUCCAGUACGACUCGUUGCAGACCGCGGCCACCACCAUCACUUGAUCCAAUGUCUGGGCCGUUGGAUCCAGUACCUUGCUCCAGCAGUGCAUUGGAUGGCUGCUCCAUUACAGGCAAUUGCCAGCGGCGGCAUCAUGGGGCUCUUGCCAGGACAGUUGAACGACAUUGCCAGCGGCGACAUCAUGAAGCUCUUGCCAAAACAGUUCGACGAUAUUGCCAGCGGCGACAUCAUGGGGCUCUUGCCAGGACAGUUGAACGACAUUGCCAGGGGCGACAUCAUGGGGCUCUUGCCAAAACAGUUCGACGAUAUUGCCAGUGGCAACAUCACGGGGCUCAUGCCUGGGCCACUGCAACUUCUUGGAGGUGGCCAAACGAAUUCCAUCCAGAAUAUGCUUACGUUGGGCAACGCGCUCAUGGAGUGUUCAGACUCACAACAAAAGGACUUGGUCCAGUGCCUCGGCUUCCAGAUUGUUGGGAGAGUCCCUCCCCUGAACUUCUUGAACCGCCUGGGCGACAUCUUCGGAGAGUUCAUCGCCGCCUUCGCAAAGGUCGCCUCCACAGUGGCGGCUCAAGCCAUGAAGGGAGGGGAAUCGUUGCUGCAGACCGCGGCCACCACGGAGUUCCCCUCUGCCGGCGCUCAGGCGAUGGUGCAUCACAGAG